Molecule: messenger RNA, 6233 nt
Organism: Pectinophora gossypiella (pink bollworm)
Lineage: Eukaryota; Metazoa; Arthropoda; Insecta; Lepidoptera; Gelechiidae
Exons: 4
Coding region: 352-5517 (1721 amino acids)
Source: RefSeq, a predicted model, not a curated record
AUCGAGACGUGUCGGCCAGUUGACCGGAGCUUCUGUACCGAUCAUCUUAUAAUCAAAAACGAUCACAGAUCAUCUUAUUAUAGAAACCAAAAAAAAUAAAACGACAAGUGAAUCCUGCAGAAAUAAAGAUAGAAUACAAAGGGUGGUGAUGUGAAUCCAGUGAGAGUGUUCCGUACGCUUCAAGAUCAAGAAAAAAUAUCCCCGCCGGUGCCAAUCAAAACAUAUCAAUGGGAAGACGUAAGGAGAGCUCGUGAGGCAGGAGGCUACCCCUGGACACAUCUGCUAAAAGUACCACUGGAAGGUGAAAUAACAGCCGAGGAUAUUAUCCGAGAGUCCACUCCAAGAAGAAGUAUGUCUCGAGAAGUGUCAAGAUCUCGGACACGUUCUCCAGUGGACAGGGAUGUGCAAAAAAUAUUGAAUCUCGACUCUUCACCAGGCAGUAGUCGUAAACAUGGAGAAGAAGGUGAAGAUGAAGGAGUGCAUAUACCCAAUUUCUCCAAAGAAGUGUCAAUUGAUUCUGAAAAUGAAGCUAUUGCAAAGGAACCAGAAAACCAAACAAGUAGCCAUUUAGCGACACCUGUGGAAGUGCCUAAAAAUGUUUCACCAAAAAGUAUAUUGAAACGUCGUGCACCUGAGCAGCAUUACAUUGUAACAAAAACCCGCGAAAAAACGAAAUGUUGUCAUCCUCUAGUAAACAAAAUUAAACAUUUAGCUGAUAAGACACUACAUAAACUAGAGCGGACUGAAAAUGAAAAAUCUCCGUCAGCUAAGCGUAAGAAAAAUGAAAAUCUUCAGGAAAUAAGACAAUUAAAAUCAUCACCUGGAGCAGUUCGCCGACAAAAGUUCAGUGCCAUUAAGUUGGGAGAUUCAGAUGAAAUGAGUAAAACAAUGAGCAUGGAAACACCACCUCCAAGGAAAAAGAAAGAACAUAUUUACGAAGACAUCGAAGAAAAAAGCAGGGAAACAGAUAAAUCCCUACAUUUUUCUCCAGAUAUAGAAAAACUUGACACUGACAAUGUCGAAGAUGAGAGAAAAUCUAACAGCAACAAAGAAAACGAAAGUUUAACUGAAAAGAAAUCAAAUGCGUCUCAAGACCCAAGCUUAGUGGUAGAAGAUAAUACUUCUCUCAAACCCGAAGAACAUAUAAUGGAACAUCUACAUAAAAAAGACGACAUUAACAAAGAAGCAUUGCUAUUAGAUGACGAAAUGGAUCCUGAUGAACCUAAUGUAGAUGAAAUAUUCCAAAACCAAUUCGACGAACCCAGACCAAAAACAGAUUCACCCAAUAUCACCAUUACAGAAAUUAUAGACGAAGAAAUCGUAGAGGUAACUGAGGAACAGACAACAGUACCAAUUGAAACUUCGCCCAGUCCUAGCCCAAGAGAAACUUUAAGAAAAAGGAAUGAAGCUGAACUCGUCAGCAGUGAAUGGUCUAAACCCAGCAGUGAUCACGAAUAUGAAAUUAUCGAGAAACCGCCGCCAAAUGUUAUUUACAAUGCCCCAAGUGUAGAUGAAAGAACUACGAUGGUAAAAACGGAUGACGAGUUAUCUAGUACGACCUCACUAGAACGUAAAUACUUGCAACCGGCAUCAGACGAAGAUGAACAAACGGAGGAAAAAGAAAACAUAGGCGAUUAUAAAAAUGAAGAAAUAGAACACGCCGAAGCUUUGCAAAAAGACAUAGAAGAUCGCUUCUUUGUAAACACGCCGUCAACUGUAUCAAGAACAGAAUGUGAAGUUAGUACGAGUCAGGUCGAUUCAUCGGCAUUAGAAAAUCUCCCAUUAAAGCGGGAAAAUCGAACUAAAAAUGUAGAAAGUCUGGAUAGCAGAAUUCAACAGCGAAUUAAAGAAGGAACUGGUAAACUAAAGACCCAGGCUGGAAAACUGAAAACUAAAAUACAAAAUAUGAAAAAUACACAAUUUACAAUGCCAGAACGACCAAAAAUUAAUUUACCUAGCCGACCAAAAUUUAAAAUGCCUGAGCGUCCAAAAAUUUCUAUGCCUGACAGACCUAAGUUCACUUUGCCAGAUAAACGAAAAUUUAGUUUACCUGAUCGUCCAAAAUUCAAAAAAAUUAAUAUAUCUGAAAAAUUGAGUUUUGGAGAUCGUAAAAAGUUUACACUUCCAGAAAGGCCGAAGUUUAAUGUUCCAGAUCUUCCUAAAUUUAAAAUGCCAGAUAGGCCAAAAAUGAAUUUCCCUUCUUUGGGAAAAAAGAAGGAAUACAAAGUGGAAACUACGGGAUCGAGUUCCGAUUUAAGAAAUAUUGCUACUGUAGAAUUCGAAGCUAAAACUUAUCCUAGAUUAUUUGGCCGGAAAAAGAAGUCUGAGCUCCCAAAAACGUCAUCUUCACCUACUUUAAACAGGGAAGAUACUCCACCUCCUAUAUUUACAUUUACACGAGUGAAGAAAAGUCAACCUGAAAACGCACCGUAUAUCCCAGAUAGCCCACAACAGCCUAGGGAGUAUGGAAAUGUGGACAAUGAAUCGGAAGAAAGAAAACCAUACGACACUACAUACGAUUUUGAUAACUUGGACGCCGAAUACAUAAGUGACCCUGAAACACAGAAAUUCAAUGACAGUCGUAAUGCAGCGUCUAUACCUGAUAUUUCACCGUCAAACCAAGAAUAUACACAUGUUAUAAACGAAAUAAAUAAUGACGAAUUUUUUGUACGACCGAGAGGAAUUUCUCGCGAAAAUAUUCAAGUUAGAGAAUAUUUAAGCGACGAAAUACGACAAGCAUUUAAAAUCCCAAAGAAUGUCCUCGCAUUAAUGGGGAGCACUUCCGGGAUUAGCAACGAAAAUAUGUAUGCCAAUGAACCAGAUGCGGAUCCAGAGCUAAUGAUUGAUGAUAAUGAGCCGAUGCGGUAUUCAAGCGAAGAUUUGAAUGAUAAAGAUGAUGGCUACUAUACAUUCCCGCCGGUGCGUCCGUCACGAGCAAAACGCAAGAAAAAGGAAAAAGAACCAUCAGAACCUAUUCAGUACAUUGACGACAGUGUACAUGCUAGUAUGCAAUUUAGUGAAGUAGACUUAGGGCUUCCCGAAGAUCAAGAAAUGAAUCACGCACUCCCCGAUGAACAUUUAGAAACGAACGAAUGCGAUCAAUUAGAUUUUUCUCCAACUAAUGAUUUACGUUCUAUUCAUGAAUAUGCUAAUGAUGAAGUUUUAGAAUAUCCUGAGAACGUUCCGAUACAGUCACAAACUCUACCAAUGCCUCCAAAAAGAAAGAAGAAAAUGAGCAAGGACUUUAAACAUUCAUCUUUAAUAGACGUGAAAGACGUAGUAGAUUCCAGUGCAAUUUGGGAAGAGUCUCAUGAGCCCGUAGAAGAUAUAAUAGUAUAUCGAACUGAGCAUGAAUACAUUGUGCCUCGGACCGAAACUACUGUUACUGAACAUAGCCCAGUACCACCACGUCGUAAUCGCUCUAGAAGCUCGCGAGGGACUUCGCUUUGUGACGAUGACCGAACUUCACACGGUGCUGAAUCCUUAACUCUUGAUACGCAUCUACCUCAAACAGAUGAUACGCCAGGUGACAGAGAGAUUCGUCACGAGAGUCCAGGAUAUGCAACGGUAGAUAAAGGUCCCUACGCGCCAAGUAAGGCUAUCAGACGCUCAAAGAGCAAAACGCCGCCUGUAAGGCGCCGCAAAAGUAACAGCUCCGAGCGUAAAUAUUACACUGUAGGUCCGUCAAAACCUAUGAUUCCUGAUCGCCCGCCAAGGAAAAAGUCUUCAACUAGUCUCGUUACUUUAGAUAGUUUCUCAAAAAGAUCUGUGAGUGCUGACCUAACUCAAUAUGUAGAAAUUGAUGAACCUCCCAUCGAAGAUGUACACAAAGAUUUGAAAUCUGGUGAAAUUUUAAAUAAAAUGAAAGACAGACCUUUACCACCGCCGCCAAGGCCUCCAAGAUUAUCCAAAAAAGACAAAACUAAAAAAACUGAAGUCUGUGAUUCUGAGCCAGAACAUAAAAUCGGGUCUGCAGUAACGUCUCUACCUAUUGAUUUUUCUAAAGAACCAUCGAAAAUUGAAGAAAUUGAAGUUUCUACACAAACGGAUCCUCUUCCUGAUGACAUGGAUUUUGAAUUAGGUAUGGAAGAAAAUCUGGACAUAUCAAUAUCAAGUUCACUACGAGACAUCGUUGACGAGGAUUCCAUGGCUUGUAAAAGUCGAAGUAAAGCUGUGGAGAGCCCACGUUUCUCACGCCCUACUUCAAGAUCAGAUAAAUCAUUAAAACUUUCAGAUCCUAAAAUAUCUGAAUUAUCAAAAUCAAGUUUAGGUCGUACAUCACCAACAGUUAUAUUGGUAGAGAGACGAGUUUCAAGUCCCACGAGAAUAAAUGAACGAGAGGAGAUGUUAACAGAGGCGUCUCUUACUGUUCAACAUAUAGAUAUCGAUGAAUCUCAAAUUCCAGACGUACCCCCACUUCCAAGGUCUAGAGGCACGUCAGGUAAAGCUAAGAGUUCUAAAAAUAUGCCAUUGCCGAAUGAGGAUAGAGCCCUUGAAAGAGUAACUGACACUAGUAGUAGGGACGUUCAGAUAGAUAAUUUAGUAACGCAACGUCUUCAAGUAAGAGACUUAGACGUGGGGCGUUUAAACGUUUCUGAACUGCAAGCUAGUAAAAUACUGGUAUCAGAUAUAGAAGGUAUGACUUUACAAGUAACAGAACUAGAUUCCAAAUCAGGGCACAUUUCUGUCAGUGGUAUUGAAUUUUCUCAAUCCGUUAUAGACGAAAUCGUUAAAAAGUUUGCAGAAAUAACAACGACACAAACGUCUGCGUCGCAAAUUCAUGACGUAAGUGAACAGCAAAGACCCAUAAGCAGAGAAGGACAAACCCAAACAGAAGAAGCACAAGAAAGCAAAAUGGUGAGUAAAUCAUCCUUAGAGGAUAGCCAAGCCCAAGCACCACCUAGGUCAGGAGAGCAAUCUCCACCGCCUCCUCCACCGAGAUCAGACGAGCAAUCUCUUUCCCCACCACCAAGGCCUGCGGGAUCUGAUGAUUCGCUUCCACCUCAAAGGCCCCCACCUCCAGAUUUAACGCCGCUUUUAUACUCAUAUCUGCAAGAUUUAUCUAUGCCACCCGCUCCAUUGUACGGAGCUAGGUCGUUACGAGAACGUCCUUUUACUGAAUUCCAUGAAUCACAACACCAGUCUCCACCAACAACAACGCGAAGAGCUAAGAGGAAGCCUGCAGCUCCUCACAGUGAAUCAAGUUCAGAUGAAGGCAGAGUUCGUCCAUCGCCGCGACGUAUGCCUCCUCCAGUAAGAGGUCACGAACCUACCAUCACUGAGGCUGGUGCUCAAUUCAUACGCGUUUGUCAUAACUCUAUUAGUAGAACAUUGCGACACAUUUUCAAUUCUUUCAUGUCCUACAUUAGUGGAAAUGAAGACAAGAAGGACGUUCAAAUGGCAUUGGUAAUAUUUUUAGUGCUGAUUGCGGGGCUAAUAAUGUUUGGACUUAGCGACAGUCGAACAGUUCAUCAUCAUCAUUGGGAAUUUUUCAAUCCUCCAGAUAGCAAACAGUGACAAAUAUAAACUACUUACAAGAUUAUUUAAAAACAUAUAAGUAGGUAGAUUACUUGUAUUAACAUCUAUUAAUCAUUAUAGCCAAAAGUCACGAAACAAUAACGAAAGUGUCGUAGAAUUGAAAACAAAUAUUCUAGCAUUUCGUGUAAUCCAGACUUUCCAAUACAGAUUAAUAUUUAAAACAAGCAAUAGGUACGUAGAUUUAUAGACAUAUUCAUAAUUAAUUUAUUAAAUACGUAAGUACUUAUUCCCUACCUUCAUGAUGUCUACUUACAGAAUAUUAAUACUUUGGGUCCGCUUCCGGGAAGAAGGGAAUACUAAGGUUUGUCCUAGAUGAUUCAAACAUCAUUGAAACACGUGCGUGAAAGAAUGUGUUUUAAAAUGGUUGUUAGAACGAUAAUGCGUUGCUCCACAAGUGAUGGUCAAAAUCUAUCUGGGUUCAUUACAGAAAAUUAUUUUGAUAAUUAUCUUCACUUUAGUAAGUGGAAUACUUAGUUAUGUGUCAGAAGAAUAUAUCUAUCAGGUUCCCCUAGCCUUCAAAUAAUUAUAAAAUAUUAACAAACUACACUAUGUUAUUUAGUUGUAUUGUAUAAUUAUUAAAGUAUUUGAUCCGCACUGAUUAAUAACAAUGUACUUAUAGUGUGGGUGGUGUUAUGCAUUUUGUAAAUUUCUUUUGUUGUGUAAUUGUAAUAAAAUAAAGUUGGACUAAAAUACAA